Hyaloscypha bicolor E is the source of this 573-nucleotide messenger RNA. RefSeq lists its product as uncharacterized. The transcript is spliced from 3 exons. The record is from RefSeq and is a predicted model, not a curated record. Lineage: Eukaryota; Fungi; Ascomycota; Leotiomycetes; Helotiales; Hyaloscyphaceae. The annotation marks the transcript as partial.
UCUCGACUACUAGAUUUAGUAGAAAUCUUUAGGAAAUAUACAGAAUUCGGCCGUAUCCGCCAUACUAGUACUUUACUAGCUUUACAGGUAGUAAACCUCGAAAAUACCACUAAACGGAUCGAAAUUUAUAUACUUACUAGUAGCGGUAGUACUCGUGAUACUAAUAAACCACCCAGUGCACGUGAUACUAGUAGUUCUAGUACUCAUAAUACCAGAUCUAUAGCCCUCUCUAGGAAAUACACCUUCCUACUAGCUUAUAUAAAGCAGGCUAGCUUGUUCUCUACUAUUUCUACUCGCAAUUCGCUUAAUACUGCUUUUUGCUCUAAGGGAAUUAAGGGACUAGUAAUUUCUAUGAUUUCUCUUUCCUUAAAAAGUAAUAUUAUAGUUAAUACUACUCCUGAAUUCAACUCUGACUUUCUAGUUCAAAAUCAAGCUAUUAUAAAGGAGGUGCUUCCCUUAUAUAAAGUUAUUAUUUAUGGUCUACCUAUUCGUGAAUUUAAUAUACCCGAAGAAAUGAACUUAGUUCUAGAAGAAAUUAAGACCUUUAAUAAGGGACUAGAGCCUAUUAGCUAG